AUGGCUGAGGAAUUCUACAACACGUUUUUCAACGCGUUCACGUCCGAAUCGACCGAGAUUGCAAAUGUUACCCCGAAAACCAUUACGAAAGCCAUCAACGAGAAUAUCAAGCAUGAUAACUUCUAUGGAACGCAUUCAAAGCCACCAACUCUUGAUAGCAUUGAAGACUAUAUCUGUUGGUUCUGUCUGGAGUUUGGAUACGAAAGGCCAAAGAAUGACAAAAACGAAGAACUACCAUUCAAGAAUUUUACAAAAGAUGACAAAGCAGAAUUUGCUGCCGAACAAAGAAUGAUUGCAUUAAUCCAGUCAGCAAUCAGAAAUGAUAUAUUCGCAUUGCUCACUCAUGAUGGAUCGUCAAAGUCGGUUUGGGAAGCUUUACGAGUUAAAGCUGAGGGGGGAAAACAGAUUCGGAAAAAUAAAAUUGCUUUACUAAAAAAGGAAUUUGAUCUGUUCAUAAAAGGAGAGACAGUGAGACAAAUGAUCGAGAGAUUCUGUCACCUCAAAAUCGACCUUGAACGUUUUAAAAUUGACAAAACAAGAGAGGAACUUAUUGAUAAAGUCAUUGAAGCGUUACAACGAGCAGAUCAGUGGCAAACGUUUGUUUUUAUCUUAAAAAAAUGA
Messenger RNA from Helianthus annuus (common sunflower), 621 nucleotides. RefSeq lists its product as uncharacterized. The record is from RefSeq and is a predicted model, not a curated record. Lineage: Eukaryota; Viridiplantae; Streptophyta; Magnoliopsida; Asterales; Asteraceae. Bases 1 to 621 code for a protein of 206 amino acids. The transcript has 2 exons.